GCCAGUUCAGAGCGUGCGUGCAUGACGUCUAUUGCAUGCGACUGUUUGCGUCACUUCAAGGCGAGCAGAGAAAACAUGUUUCAAGGUGCAACAAGAAGUUAGAUGAGGUAUGGUUGAGACGAUGGAAGAAACGACAACAAAACAACCGAAAGAUGGCAACAAAAAGAACAGAAAGUCUUCUGAGCAUAGAGACAAACGAAGAAACGAGAAUGGAUUACGAGGUCCAAAGGAACGUCUGGAUGGCCAAACCGUGGGCUACUAUCGGAGGGUUUCCGACAUGCUCAACGAGGGUUUCCCUGGAGAUGAAGAGAAGGUUUUAUUUGUCGACAAUGUGCUGAGAGAAAUGGAGGAAAAGGCCACCAUGGUUGCCAUGGACAUGACGGGCAGUAUUGCCCUUCAAAAGUUGCUGCCCUUUGCUAAUGUCACACAAGUUGGAAAAAUUCUUUCAUUACUUGGUGGUGAGGGUGGUUCAGGGUUUCAAGCUGUGUCGUGUGAUCGCUGUGGUGGACAUGUAAUGGAGAGUGCCUUACGACAAAUGUCCAGGUGUACAGACAACAGUUCCGCUGAGGAAGAGUCACCUGACACAGCAGAGGAUUCUGGGAACAUGGAGGAGCAGGUCCUAGCCCUGUCUAAUGUUGUCAGAGAGAGCAUCCUGGAGUUCAUCAAAAAUCCACACGGCUCCCAUGUAGUGCGCACACUGUUGCAGGUGUUGGCGGGAUGUGUGGCUUCCCCACGGCCAGACUCUCGACCAGGGGGGAAAGAUAAGAAUGCCACCCCCACACUGACAGACUUUGAAGCACCUGUCUCUUUCUGGUAUGAGCUGAAGAACCUCUCGGCUUCUCUGAUGGAGAAUGUCAAUGUGUGUUUAACGGACGCCAUUGCCAGCCCAGUCCUACAGACGAUGUUGACGGUCUGUCACCGGAAGAGACCAAAGCUUCUCAAGAUAAUGAACAAGGGCAUCAUGGGGUAUCUCACUGGCAUCAGUUCUGCUCCUGGAGUCAGUCCACUCUUCGUGUUUUUUAAGGACCAGACGGGAAGUCGUCUGCUGGAAACUGUAAUACAAUGUGCACACAAAGUCUUACUGCGUAAUCUCUACAAAGACCAUCUGAAGAAGAAUCUUGUGGACCUGGCUCUUCAUCCAAUUGCAAACUUCCCUGUACAGAAAUUCAUUGCAGCCGCUGCUAACCUAAAACUGUUCCCUAAAGUCUUCAAAGAGAUUUCUGAGGGUCUUGAAGCCAUUAUGGCUGCUGAGCGUAUGGGUGUGGUGACCCAACUGGCUAAGAGCUGCAUAGAACACGAGGAAACACAGGGAGCAUUUCUACAGCACCUCCUACAGGCUUUCCACUGUGCCGAGCCUGCGUCCCGCCACGCCGCCGCUCUCCCCCUCUUCCUGUCCCUCUACACCUACGAGCUGUGCUACCCCACCGAGGGAACAGAGGAGGGUGCAACGCUACAGCGCCCCCUGGAGGUUAUAUGCUACCACGGCUCCUGUCUAGUGCAGUCCCUGGCGAAGUUCAAGGACCGGUCCCUGCUCAUGAACAGCGUUCACAGCCUGACUCCCGCCGAGCUGGUUGCGCUGGGCUCGCACCAGAUGGGGAGCCAUGCCCUGCAGGCGCUGGUGACCACAUGCAGUGACAAGAGCAAGGGCAAAUUCCUGAGGAAGAUGGAGGGAACUUAUGUGCAGCUGGCCUGCUCCAGGAUUGGGAGCCGCUUCAUAGAGGCACUAUGGAACAGCGCCACCGUGAGUCAGAAACAGAGCAUUGCAGAAGAGCUUGUUCCCUGUGAAAAUCAGAUAAGAACUGAUCAGUAUGGGAGGCACGUUUGGUCCAAGUUUGGUUUGGCACACUUUGGGAAAAGGAAAGCACACUGGACUGAAAUUCAGACAGGCGAGUGCAAGAAGAGGAAGAUGUUCAGUGACAUCCUUGAAUGAGAUCCUGUGAAGGCAAUAUCUAAAAAGUGAUCACAUGAGAACUGUAGCGAGUCCAUUUUGUUCACAAAUCUGACUGAAGACAUUUUGUUUUCUUGUCUUGUUAAGAUUUCUUGUUAAGAUUUAUUUUGUGAAGUUUCAUCGUCUGUGAUACUUCAUGAAAAGUUCAUUGAAAUGCGGAUUGUGUCCCACAGCACAGAUGGACAGCCUCUUGCACAUGGACAUAUGCAUUUUUAUAAUAAAAAAAAUGUUCUGCUUGUUUA
Engraulis encrasicolus (European anchovy) is the source of this 2190-nucleotide messenger RNA. RefSeq names its product nucleolar protein 9. The record is from RefSeq and is a predicted model, not a curated record. Lineage: Eukaryota; Metazoa; Chordata; Actinopteri; Clupeiformes; Engraulidae. The coding region runs from base 110 to 1930 and encodes 606 amino acids. Gene Ontology annotation, biological process: endonucleolytic cleavage in 5'-ETS of tricistronic rRNA transcript (SSU-rRNA, 5.8S rRNA, LSU-rRNA); endonucleolytic cleavage in ITS1 to separate SSU-rRNA from 5.8S rRNA and LSU-rRNA from tricistronic rRNA transcript (SSU-rRNA, 5.8S rRNA, LSU-rRNA); ribosomal small subunit export from nucleus. Gene Ontology annotation, cellular component: 90S preribosome; nucleolus; preribosome, small subunit precursor. The transcript is spliced from 12 exons. Gene Ontology annotation, molecular function: RNA binding.